Molecule: messenger RNA, 2839 nt
Organism: Oncorhynchus kisutch (coho salmon)
Lineage: Eukaryota; Metazoa; Chordata; Actinopteri; Salmoniformes; Salmonidae
Exons: 5
Coding region: 669-1487 (272 amino acids)
Cellular component (GO): membrane
Source: RefSeq, a predicted model, not a curated record
UCUAUAUAACACAGCAGUCUAUAUAACACAGCAGUCUAUAUAACACAGCAGUCUAUUUAACACAGCAGUCUAUUUAACACAACAGUCUAUUUAACACAACAGUCUAUAUAACACAACAGUCUAUAUAACACAACAGUCUAUAUAACACAGCAGUCUAUAUAACACAACAGUCUAUAUAACACAGCAGUCUAUAUAACACAACAGUUUUUGUGAUGAACCAUCAGUGGAGUUGAACAUGGGAAAUGAAUGGACACAUUUAUUUGUAUGUACACUACAUCAUCACACAACCUUUUACAUGCAAAGCGUCUGUUUAUUGGUAACAUACUGUAUCUCCUGUGGGAAAAUGUGCAUAUUGUUUCAUGCAGAUUUUAGAAUAUUCGCAUGAAACUCUGUUGCAGAUUGGAUGGAAACCUAGCUAGUGAUAUAAUAAGGGGCAGGGUGUAGACAAAUACUUUAAUAUGUGGUGUAGUCUAGAUACAUUUCUGCUCCAGUGGUGGUGAUGGGGAAAAUACUAGUCAAAGUUUGCAGACUACAUAGGGCAGAUAUGCCCAGCGAUCAGAAUUCUUGAUAUAAACAGUAAAGGUCUCUUUCAAUGCCAAUAGGGUUAGGACUACAUAUUUAUACCCUAACCGUAAUGUGUUACCCUGGAUACAUUGAUAUUCUGAUGCAUGUAUGAAAUGUCUGCUUUUCCAGAUCUUUAUCAUCAAGUGGAAGGUGAUCUGGUGUUGAAGCCAGAGAAGUCCACAGUGCCUGACCACAUCACAAGCAUCCUAUGGAAGCAUGGGAAGAACAAGGUGGCAGAGUGGUACAAGGAUUAUGGUCUGGACAUCUAUGGUACCUUCAUAAACCGUACGACCCUGGACCAGACUACUGGAGAACUGAGAAUCAGUGGAUUGAUGAAAACAGACAGUGGAGUUUAUUCUGUGGAGUUCAACAGCAAACUGCUAGACAAGACAUAUACAUUAUCUGUUAUCAAGGCAGUCCCCAAACCUACAAUCACUUCUUCCUGUAACCCAGACAAAACCUCCUGCACUCUGACCUGUGAAGGUGACACCACUGAUGCUGAACCAGUCACCUACAGCUGGAAAGAGGGAGAGGGGCCGUGGGUUGUUGGAGGAAAACUGCUGAUUGUUUCUAAAAGCCACACUGGCAAUUCAACCAACAGUUACAAUUACAUCUGCAAGCUGAACAACACUGUUAGUGGGGAAGUCAGUGAGCCAGGUGAAGAGGUGUUUGGUUCAGAGCCUUCCAACAGAGAUUUUGUUGGUGUUGUUGUCACUGCCAUUGUAGCAACUGUUUUCAUUGUCAUAACAGGAAUGUUGGUGUGGAAGAAAAAGAAAGGGCGCGAUGGUGAGCCUAAAAGGGGUGGCGGUACAGGGGCCGGCGGCGGACCGGCUGCGGCGGCGAUUGUUGAGGCGGCGGCGACGGCGGAGGCGAAUGCGCAGGCGGCGAUUGUGGAGGAGGCGGCGGCGACGAUUGCUGCGUAGGCGGCAGCGAUUGCGGUGGAGGCGGCGAUGGAGGCGGCGAUGGCGGCGAUGGCGGCGGCGAUGGCAGUGAUUGCAGAGGCGGCGAUUGCGGAGGAGGUGGCAUUUGCGGAGGAGGCGGCGAUUGCGGCGGAGGCGGCGAUUGCGGCAAUUCCAAAAGAGGCGGAGGCCCGGGGGGCGACCUGAACACAGCUGAAAAAGGAGAGGGAAAUGGAGGUGCGGGAAUUUCACUAACUCUUCUCCCAAGGCACCUGCCUCAAGAAACAUUUCAAAGGGAGAGAUACAGAAUCCUUGGUAAAAACUCAGACAACUGGGUGGUGGACAUUCCAUCAGUCCUGAAAAUAAUAAACAUGUACUUUGUUUUCACUAUGCUGUAUCCAAAAAAUGUUGCAUUUUGGGCAGGAAGCCUUGAUAAAACCACGCGUAUCCAGAAUUAUACUUCAGACACAUCAGAUGAUACAGUUUCCCAGUAAGCGGAAUAGACACCUUCUAAAGUAAACAAUCCCAGAGCCACUUUCUGGUAACAUUAUCAUUUUCACCUGUUGCAUUGAUUUAGUGAACGUAUAAAACCUGUUGUUUAACAAAUCUAGGGUCCUCAAAAAGUUGGUGCCGUCUUAUCAGCUUAAUAUUCGAUACUAAAACAUUUACUUCAAUCUCAGAUUCUGUUCCACGUAAUGGAAACCAAUUAUCGUUUUAGAUGACAUUACAUUCCUGCUUAAAUCACUGGUGUUACGCAAACUAUGACAUUGAGUAAUAAUAAUUAGAAAUUGUCAAACAUCUCCCAUUCAACUAUUCAUACCUCUGCUCCAAAUAUCCCACAUGCAUCCCUUACAGCCCGCUCGAGCCCAGCGCACCACUCUCUUUCACCUGUCAACUAAAACAUUGAAUUAUUAGUGUAUUCAAACCACUAAUAACAUUACCAUCCACAUACUGAUAACAAUCAUUCAAUUGGAAGUAAUCAAUUGUGAUCAUGUUCACAGUUCUAAUGCCGAUCAGCUGUUUAUAGAAAACAUUAGAUUUAGGUAACAACCCGUCAGAUUAGGCUACAGGUAAUAAAACAAACACUGGCUGUUGUUGACAAGCAUAUAUUCAGUUCAUAUCCAAAUUAUUAAUAUUUAAUUCAGUGAUUGAAAUUAUGACACCGUUCUCAGUAGCCUAUUCUAGCAGGCUAUUAGGCAACACAAAAACGUAUUACCUCAAUCGCCUUGCUAUUCAUGUUGAAUAAAUAAGUAUUUCAAUUUGAACUGAGAAAGGCGCUAAAUCGUUUAGUUUACAUCUUAAAACAAACACUUGCUGCAGUAUGUAGCUAAGAAAACCAUGUCAAUAUUUGAAUUACAAUGGGGCAAAAAAGUAUU